AUGCCCAAGCUCCGCGACUUUCUGGAGCACCCGGACGAGAUCCUGCCGGCCGUGCGCAUGUACCUGGAGGUCCGUCGCGCCACGCGCCUGCCCGCCGACCCCGGCCUGGCCUUCUGCUACGACAUCCUCAACUCCGUCUCCCGGUCCUUCGCGGUGGUCAUCCAGAAGCUGCCGACGCCGCUGCGCGACGCCGUGUGCGUCUUCUACCUCGUGCUGCGCGGGCUGGACACGGUGGAGGACGACAUGGCGAUCCCCAUGGCCGAGAAGCUGCCCUGCCUGAGAUCUUUCCAUGAGAAGAUCUAUGAGCGCGGCUCCCGUUGGCCAACCUAUGGCAAGGACCAUUACAACCGCCUGAUGGCACAAUUCGGCGCAGUUGUGGACGUCUUCCUGCGCCUAGACCCCACCUUUCGGGCAGUGAUCGCUGAUGUGGCCAAGAAGAUGGGGCACGGGAUGGCUGAGUACAUCGAACUGGAGGUCGAGACUGUCAAGGACUUGGACCUGUAUUGCCACUAUGUGGCAGGGCUGGUUGGGGAGGGCCUAUCAGCCCUGUUUGCUGCUUCAGGGCUGGAGGACCCAAAGUUCAAAGACCUUACUGAUAUGUCCAACGAGAUGGGGCUAUUCCUGCAAAAAACAAACAUCAUAAGGGACUAUCUGGAGGACAUCAAUGAGGAGCCUGCCCCCAGAAUGUUCUGGCCCAGGGAGGUGUGGGGCAAGGAGGUCGAGGGACUUGAAGAAUUCAAGGAGCUCAAGAAUCGCGGGGCUGCACUGGAUUGCCUCAAUGCCCUCAUCACCGAUGCACUGAGGCAUGUGCCCACAUGCUUUGCAUACAUGAAGAUGUUGCAGAACCAGCAGGUGUUCAGGUUUUGUGCCAUACCCCAGGUGAUGGCCAUAGGGACACUGGCCCUGUGCUUCAACAAUGGGGGGGUGUUUGAGGGAGAGGUCAAGAUGAGAAGGGGGCAGACAUGCGUCAUAUUCGAGAGUGUUGAGUCGAUGAAAGAUGUCUACAAGUACUUCCGGGAGUUCGCUGGGACGAUUGGCGCCAAGUGCCAGGCCUCCGUGUUGAAGAGGGACCCCAACUCAAGGAAGACAAUGGAGACCAUAGAGAAGAUCGAGGAGUUGUGUGAGAAGGGCCUGAAAGAAUGUGGUGUCCCAACCAACGGUGCUCCUGCCGAUGUGUCAGACCAGCCUGUGGAGUGGUGGGUGCGCUUAGGGAUCAUGUGCCUCUCCAUAGGGUACUUUUUGUACGCCUGGGGAAUAGCUGGAUUCCGAGCGAGUCUGGGCGUAGCCCCCAACCCCUCCAACUUCUUGUUGGACAUGAUGCAAAGGCUCUGCUCUCUGUUGCUGCUUUUUGUUGGUGUCAUCUGGGUUGGGGUGCUUGGCAAGAGGCUGGGCACACCUGAACCCUAG
This is a messenger RNA of Ostreobium quekettii, 1407 nucleotides long. NCBI's taxonomy places the organism in Eukaryota, Viridiplantae, Chlorophyta, Ulvophyceae, Bryopsidales, Ostreobiaceae. The record is from the annotation of a GenBank genome assembly.